Molecule: messenger RNA, 8723 nt
Organism: Bufo bufo (common toad)
Lineage: Eukaryota; Metazoa; Chordata; Amphibia; Anura; Bufonidae
Gene: BTRC
Product: beta-transducin repeat containing E3 ubiquitin protein ligase
Exons: 14
Coding region: 58-1737 (559 amino acids)
Molecular function (GO): protein dimerization activity
Source: RefSeq, a predicted model, not a curated record
GUGACCAUGAUGUCAUCGGACGAGGAAGUACCUCUCUGAGCAGGGUGUACUGGGGUGAUGGCAUCUUAUAAAAAGACCGCCUCAGAAAGAGAAGAUUGUAACCGGGAUGAGCCCCCUAGAAAGAUCAUUCCAGAGAAGAAUACACUUAGACAGACAUACAACAGCUGUGCCAGAUUGUGCUUAAACCAAGAAACCGUGUGCUUAUCUGGAUCUGCCAUGAAGACAGAAAGCUGUGUAGUUAAAACAAAACUUGCCAAUGGCACUUCCAGCAUGAUUGUGCCCAAGCAGAGAAAGCUUUCCGCAAACUACGAGAAGGAAAAAGAGCUUUGCGUCAAGUACUUUGAGCAGUGGUCGGAGUGCGACCAGGUGGAGUUCGUCGAGCACCUGAUCUCUCGAAUGUGCCACUACCAACAUGGACACAUAAACACAUACCUUAAGCCAAUGCUACAAAGGGAUUUCAUCACUGCUUUGCCAGCUAGAGGGUUGGAUCACAUAGCAGAAAAUAUCUUGUCCUACCUGGACGCCCAGUCGUUGUGCUCUGCAGAGCUUGUGUGUAAGGAGUGGUACCGAGUCACCUCCGAUGGUAUGUUGUGGAAAAAACUUAUCGAAAGAAUGGUCCGAACAGAUUCCUUGUGGAGGGGACUGGCAGAGAGGAGAGGAUGGGGUCAGUAUCUAUUUAAAAACAAGCCGCCUGACGGAAAGACCCCCCCUAAUUCCUUCUACAGAGCACUUUAUCCUAAAAUUAUCCAAGACAUUGAGACGAUAGAAUCUAAUUGGCGGUGUGGUCGACAUAGCUUACAAAGAAUUCACUGCCGGAGCGAGACGAGCAAAGGAGUCUACUGUUUACAGUAUGAUGACCAGAAGAUCGUGAGCGGACUCAGAGAUAACACAAUAAAGAUUUGGGAUAAGAACACUUUGGAGUGUAAACGAGUAUUGACAGGACACACCGGGUCUGUUCUCUGUCUCCAGUAUGAUGAGAGAGUAAUUAUUACCGGCUCAUCUGACUCCACUGUCAGGGUUUGGGAUGUAAAUACGGGCGAAAUGCUGAACACGCUGAUUCACCACUGCGAGGCCGUGCUCCAUUUACGUUUCAAUAACGGCAUGAUGGUCACCUGCUCCAAAGAUCGUUCCAUCGCAGUGUGGGACAUGGCCUCGGCCACCGACAUCACACUACGGAGGGUCCUUGUGGGACAUAGAGCUGCUGUGAAUGUGGUGGACUUUGAUGACAAGUACAUAGUGUCUGCAUCUGGGGACAGAACUAUAAAGGUGUGGAACACAAGCACGUGUGAAUUUGUACGGACUUUAAAUGGUCACAAACGUGGAAUUGCUUGUCUCCAGUAUCGAGAUAGACUUGUAGUGAGCGGCUCAUCCGAUAAUACCAUCAGGUUGUGGGACAUAGAAUGCGGUGCUUGUUUACGGGUUCUUGAAGGACAUGAAGAGCUGGUACGAUGCAUUCGUUUUGACAACAAGAGGAUAGUCAGCGGAGCAUACGAUGGGAAAAUUAAAGUGUGGGACCUUGUGGCUGCGUUAGAUCCGCGCGCUCCCGCAGGGACACUUUGUCUGCGGACACUUGUGGAACACUCAGGAAGAGUUUUCCGUCUACAGUUUGACGAGUUCCAAAUAGUCAGCAGUUCUCACGACGACACUAUACUUAUUUGGGAUUUUCUAAAUGACCCAGCUGGACAUCCGGAGUCCUCCCGUUCACCUUCUAGAACAUACACUUAUAUCUCCAGAUAAAUAACGCUAAAUAGUACCUCACAAUUGCACAGGACUUGUUUGGAAGAUAUGGUAAAUGAAUCGCCUGUGAAUGCCAGGAAAAUAAACUAUUUACUUGACCAGUAUUUGAUGAAAGAGGCCCGUUUGUCUUGACACACCCUGAAAUAAUGACACGGUGUGACAGCUUGACGCAGCCCGGGCCAUCCUGCACAGCGGACUGCUGGAGUGCUGCUAUAAGAAGAUUAUCAUCUUUUUUUUCUUUCUUUUUUUUUUUAAUCCUCCUCUCUGUCAUUGAUACAGGGGUUUGUGCUUUUUCUGUUGCAUAGCUUGCACACUCCUGUAUCAGUGACCCGGGGUAUCCUUAAAAAAAAAAAAAAAAAAACUGUUUAAAUGUACGAAACGGACAAGUGACAGAUUCUUUACAUAUAUUUAAAUGUCUUGCCAGAAUAUCCGUUGCUUUGUUGUAAGCGAAAGAACAUUACGCUGCUUUCAAGUGUGGUUACGUUUGGCGAUUCCUAGAACUUAUACAAUUGACUUGGGAAAUUGGAAUAAGAUUUCUUUCACAAGAAUGACUCAAGACCCCCUAGUGAAAUAAAAAUGUAUGUCUUACCCUUGUAAGCAUGUUUUUUUUUUUUCUUUUUUAAAUCCACCCACCGCCUUUUUUUAAAUUAUUGUAAUUUCUUUUUAUUGCAUUGUCAUUUUUUUCAUUCUUCAGAGUUUGCUUGUGUAUUCAUUUUCCUCCCUCUAUUAUGUAUUGUAACUGUUCAUGUGUUGUGGAAUCAUGUUUAGUUCUCUAUGGGCUAUUAAAGUAUAGAGUCAAAAUACAUGGAUUAGAUAUUUUAUUAUCAUAUAGGGGAAAUCAUUUUAAAAGGAUUUAUUAUUUUUAAAUAUUAGGAUAUGUUUUUUUUAUAUACUACGUGCAGUCUAUUAUGUUACAAUGUGGUGUUAGGCAUUUAUCCUUUAAAGCAGGGAUGCCCAACCUGCAGCCCUCCAGCUGUUGUAAAACAACUCCCAUCAUACUCAGCUUUAGGCUUUCCGGGCAUGCUGGGAGUUGUGGUUUUGCAACAGCUGGAGGGCUGCAGGUUGGGCAUCUGUGCUUUAAAGUGUUUGUACUAAGAUCAGAAUUUAUCCGCUGUCCACGGGAUAAGCAUUCACUCUCUAUAGGACUGGCAGAAAUAGCUGUCGGUCUCUGGCAGUCCCAUUGAGAAUCAAUGGAGGGGCGUUGCGCAUGUUUGGCUGCAUUUAUUCAUGGGUAUCGGGAUCUGCAUUGUCAUAAUUGAUGGGGGUCUCAGCUGUCAGCCCCAUAUGAUCAGAUGCUCAUCACCUGUCCCGGUGAUAAGUUGUGAUCUCGGCACAAUCCGUUUUAGAAGUCAACCACCACAAAAUAUUAUUUUUCAAAUAAUUUUUUCUUUAGGCUGACCAUUAAUAUACUCUAUAAUAGUCAUUUUCAAUUACUUUCCAUUUAGGUAACUAAUUUGGGAUCCUCAAUCCUUUAAAGGGACACUCCAGGCAAAAUUGGUACACUGGCUGAAAUGUAUUACCGUCUUAAAUUCAGAUUGUUUAAAACUAGACCAAGCGAGCAGAAGAUGCACUAAUCUUAGCACGGUGGCUCACACUGUGUGAUAGAUCUGGUGCGUCUCUUCCUUUAUGUUGCUUCUUGGCUUAUUUUACGCCUGUAUUUUUUUGCAAAAUUUGGGCAGAAAGUUUGCCCUGUUUUCACGACUCCUCUAAGCCACAUACCCUUUUCUAGAUACUUUUCAAAACUGUCAUGUGACGCCCAAAAAGCCUCUAAUACACACAAUGUCUCAAGCGCAAGGCAUGUACAACAGUUUUUAGUGCAAAUUGAGCCCAUUGCAUUGGGCCCAUGGGUGACCUGUCUUUAAAGAGCACCAAAGACAGAAUCUCUGUGUCCUGCUGCACUCCCUCAUGUGUUCAUGCCAAGCUGCAAAAAAUUUUCAACUGACAUUUUUUCUUAACUAUAUUCAGAAGAGAUCAAUCUUUUUGAAGGGCACAUUUGGUUAUCAAUUUCUGAUUGGUUCAAGAAACGACCAAAGUAACAUCUCACCAGUCUUUCCAGUGGCCACAAAGUCAUAACUUGUCUUUGUUUAGUUUUUUUGUUUUUUGUAAUUAUAGCCAAUUAAUUAAGCCCAGUUUUAGGUAGAAAUUUUUGAAGGCUAUGGGCUGUAUAAUAAUUUGUCACCUAUUACUUAUCACCAUGUCACAGGUGCAUCCUUUGAUCUUUUAGAGAAUGGUAGAAAACGUAUUGUUAUUAAUACUCUUAAUGGUCACAUACAUGUGGUAACUGAACACAGUCAUCUCCUCUAUCUAUCAAAACUACACAUUGUUCCUUGGCCACACAGACUUGUGAUCAUGCCAGAGUAAAGGCACAGUCCUGUGACUACCACAACACAACAGUUUGAAGGUUGCUUUCAAUAUUUGUAUUUUUUAUUUUUUUUUGCUAUAACAAACCAUCGCCAUCAUGGUUCCACGACUUUCUGGUGACCGUAAGGUCUUGUGUGGUCUUGGUCUUAAUUUAAUUAUAAGCAUUAGAUAUAUAAAUAACACUGGACACUGUCACCAGAAUGUUAAUACCGUGAGGUGUGCCAUAGAUGCAAAAAGUGUUCAGGGCAAAAUCUAAAUUUUUGUUUUAAUUUUUCAAACCUUCACAUGUAAAAUUACAUCUGUAAUCAGGUUGUUAAAGGGGUUAUCCUAAGAAAAUGUUUACCACCUAUCCAUAGGAUAGGUGAUAAAUAACGGAUUACAGGGUUGCAACAGCUGGGACAGUCAUCAUUUCUGAGAAUGAGCGGGGUCCCUGAGUCUCCUGAUUGGGGUGGUGGUGCAUAUAUUAGACAUUGGCCCAUUCACUUCUAUGGGACUGCACUCCGUCAGCUCCAUAGAAAUCAAUGAAACGGUGGACCAGUGUGCACACUAUAGCUCCAGAACUUGAGGAACCCUCGUUCUCAGGAUCUCUGGGGGUCCCAACAGUUGGACCCUUGCAAUCUGUUAUUUAUCACCAAUCCCAUAGAUAAGUGAUGAAUAACUUUUAUGGAAAAAACCCUGACCCCUCUCAUUAUUUGCACUAUUUUAGUGAGGUGUAGAUAAAGUUUCUGAUGGGGCCAUGGGGUUAGCUAGAGUUUUCAGAUAUAGGUGUAGGACUGCAAACUGAAUAUUUGUCCCAGGUGAUGGAAGCUCUGUUCAGUUUCUUAUUUUGUGUGGUAUCCCCUUACAAUCCUUAAAUGGGUAUUCCCAUCUGAGACAAUAUGGGCAUAUUGGUAGGAUGUAAGCCAGGGCUCGGCUAUUUUCAUUGACCCCAUAGAAAUAAAUGGAGGGCAGCUGCGCAUGCGCAGUGCGUCCUCCAUAGCUUUCAGGGCUCCGUUAUCAGUGUAGGUGUGGGUCCCAUCCUAGCGAUAUGCCCCCAUUGUCUCAGAUGGGAAAACCCCUUUAAAAAGUUAAAUACAUUUUUUUUUUUACCCAUUGUAAAGAAAAAUGUAAUAACUAGAAUGACCAUAGUAAAAAUGAAAUGUACUAAUCACUAGAAUUACUAUAGUGAACAGAACGAAUUUAUUUAAAAAAAAAGUUAAAAUUACAAUUUUUAUUUCCCAGGCUCAUUUUCCCAAUAAAAUUUUUGUUUGCAUUUUUAUUUAAUAGACUAUUACUUAUGGCAAUCCUUACCAUUAUAUUUCUAGCUAGACUAGUUUUAGAAUAUAGAAAUUUACACACAAUGGUAAAAUAAAUUAAAAUAUUGGAUACAGUAAAUAAUGCUGAGAUUUUAGAGUUUUCGCCCAGUUUUAUAUGUACAUACAUACAUUCUCUCUCUCUGUCUCAUCUCGGUUCACACAAAAUACAGAUUCAUUGCAAUCAGAACUUUAAAAAAAAAAAUUGUUCGAAUUUUAGAAUGAAUUUGCUCAUUUCUAAUAGUCUGCAACGCAAACUAAUGGGGGAGAAAAACGGGGAAAGGUGGAAAGAAGACUGGAAUAUCCAUAUCCAGGCAUUUGUCGCAAAUAAGUAAAAUUUAAAGAAUAUGUAUUAAAAAGCAUCAGUGCAGAAGAACCUUAAUCGGAUAAAAAUGUUGUAAACUUUUUGUAAUCAAAAAUUCAUAUUUUGUUUCUUUUAGUUUCUUUUGUUUAUCAGACCAGGAGUUUCAUGCUGCCCUAUCUGAGUAAAUCAUUAGCAAGAAUCCCUGUUGAGCACUGGAGUCUACUCAGUAUGAUGUACACGCUCAGAAGUCCUGAUAUUCAUGAGCUGCUGGCUUCCCCUGUCACUGAUUGACAGCUUUUUUUUUCCCUUUCCUGUAUAAAGAGAGAAAACUGCCAAUCAUCCACAGAGAGAGCAGCAACUCAUGAAUACAAGGACUCCAGCGCUUGGGUCCCAUCGUGGUGUGCCACCAGUGAUUUUAAGAAAACAAGUGAACAAAAAAAGUAAAUGAUUGGUAUUUGAAUUAGGGUCUCUGUCAGCAGUUUAUGCUGCCAGACAGGUCAAACAGGUCCCAUUUUUCUUUUCCUAGUAGUGUAAAUAACUGUUGCAAAAUAUCAUUAAAAUCUCUUCUCUUCCACCAUAAAUGAAAUGUUUUCUUAAUUUUAGAUAGAUCUAUCAAAACGGCUGGCUCACUAAACUAUACAAAAUAUAAUUUAAGAUAAAUGCAUCGUGUGUCUUAUGGAUAAUGUACGUUCCGUAUAGAUGGCUUUUUCGGCAUUACUUUGUACAGCCAUAUAAAUGAUGUAUCGCUUUCAAAAGAACAGAAAAUUAAGAAAUGUUCCUCGUUCAGAAAUCGGAAUUCUAAGAUGAUUAUUGACCUGUAAAAUAAAGCUAAUAGGAAUAGUGUAUACGGUACAUAACAUCGGGUUGUGGUUAUGGCUAAUCUUGUAGAAGUUUAUCAGUUUUAGCUAUUAUUUUCUGACAACUGCAGGGCUGAAGUAGGAAAAAUAGUGCUUUCAAAUUAUCCUUCGACCCAUCUCGCUGAGGCAGUGUUCUGAGCAGAAGGAAGAUGAAUUGGGAAAGUUGAAAGUUUAUUUUCUCCAACGUUGUUUGCUAUCUUCUUGAUCUCGUUCUAUUCCCCAGAUUCUUCAAACGUUUCCCGCAACUAAAGAGUGGAACGCAGAGUUUCAUUUGUAAGAACGUUAUUUCACUCCAGGCAUGCUUUAAUUAUAGUGAAUUCAGUAGAAGCGUAUAUCACCAGUGUUGGGUAAAAACAUUUGAUAGCCUUUGUAAUCUUCAAUCUCACCUCUAAUCCUAGUAAUAAAAAUGAAAGAUGGCCAUCCGUGAUGAGUCUUAGUGUGUUAACAGAGUAUUGUCUGCAUUUUUUUUUUUUAAAUUACUCCACUCGACAUACAUUUAUAAUUUUUUUCUUGUCUUCAUUGUUAAUUUGGAUACUAAGAAAAACAAAACUAAAGUAUAUUGUAUGUGCAGUAAUGUGUAUUUUUUUUUUCAUAUUGGAUAAAAGUAAUGUCUUUUCAGAUGUCACAGAGAAAAAAAAAAUAUUGUGCAUUGCGGAGUACAUGACGGGUUUGUAAAAUAAUAAAAAAUGUGAAUUUUUUAUUUUUUUUAACUUGUGCCAAAUGCUAGACCCCAUCACCUGAUUAUUUUUACAGCCAAAGAAAACUGAGCAUUAUGUAUUACAUUUAAGACCGUAACCCUAGAAAGAACUGACAGAGUAGCAUCAUUGUCCUCCUUAGACAAACUGUUCCGCAGAACGCGUACUGAAUCGUAUCAGUUUUCACACUGGCAGACAAUGUUCUCUGAACUGUUAUCAUGACCUACUAAAUGCAUUUGGUGUAAAGCGUUUGAUGUGAAUGAAUGAUUUACCAUGGGGGCUAUGAGGUUCUGCUAUGAAAGUAUAAACUGUUAGUUUAUAGUGUAAAAAAUUGCUUAUAUGUAGCAAUUUUAUAAAAAAAAAAAUCUUUUUGAUUUCUAAAAAAAAAAAAAAAAAUAUACAAAACGACUGCAACAUGUUAGUUAUUCCUGAAGCGCAGCUAACUAAUCCAACAACCGUAUUUAAUUGCAAAAAGAUCUUUUGAAUAAAAUACAUAUUUGUUCUCGUUUGUGAAGAUACUUUGAUGAGCUUUCAUUUAUUUUAUUUUUUUUAUAUUCUGUUUGGGCCCAUACAAUGUUUCCCUAAGUAUGAUGUACUUUGUUACAAAUUAAAAAAAAAAAAAGAUUUAAAAAAUAAAAAAUCUAUAACAUUUUUGAAAGUAAGGAAAACAAAAACACUAGAUGUGUUUGUUGCUGUGACGUAUGCUUUGUACCAAUGCAUGGUGAUAUACUUGAUAACCUUGAUGAGUUUGGUGUUGAUAGGGUAAUCCAAUGUGUGUUCAAGCAAUGUUAAAUAGGAUUUCAUGCCACGAUAAGCACUAUAAUACUGAACAAUCGUAUUCACAGUUGUGUGUUGAAUAUUGGAUGUUAUUCUUUUUGUCAUGUGUUUCUAUACCAAUUUUUCUUCUGAGAAAAAAAAAAACUGGUUUCUCAGAUUACCAUCUAUUACCAAGUGUAUCUCGAAAGUAUUUUGUGAUGGAAGGUUUACAAAAAAGUUAAAAUGAGCUAUGAAGGACACCACAUUUUUUAUUUUAUUUGUAAUCUGAUGCUCAUGGACUAUGUUGCCUUGAAUUAAAGUUAUGACGAUUACUCUUUUUUUCAAUCUUGUCCUUUCACAACAUGCAAAAGGGUGAUCCUCGGCUACAAGGUCUAAAGUUCUAUUUUUAUGCAAGUAGUCUAUGGGAAUGCAUGUUACUUUUUUUUUUAUAUAUAUGUCAUAGGUUGAGUGUUACUGACAUAUCACAAUUCACAUUUUGAAUCCCAGCCGUACUUUAAAUAGCAGAUAUAGAUUUUAUCUAGAAUACUAGAAAUCAUUACAAUUUGACAAAUAUUCACUACUAGGUGAUAACGCUAUAUCUGCAUUCAAAGACAGACAUACAUUUUUCCAAGAGUUUAGGUUAUCCGUAGUUUUCCCGUAGCACUAUUAACAGUUGUUGCCUUACUCAUGAAAGCCUUUCUGAUCAUAUUUUGAAAACUUU